Messenger RNA from Neopelma chrysocephalum (saffron-crested tyrant-manakin), 3337 nucleotides. It is a transcript of the gene SVOPL, whose product is annotated as SVOP like. Bases 1487 to 3124 code for a protein of 545 amino acids. The transcript has 16 exons. The record is from RefSeq and is a predicted model, not a curated record. Gene Ontology annotation, molecular function: transmembrane transporter activity. Lineage: Eukaryota; Metazoa; Chordata; Aves; Passeriformes; Pipridae. Gene Ontology annotation, cellular component: membrane. Gene Ontology annotation, biological process: transmembrane transport.
CACAACAAGGUUGGGAUCACUGUGGCUGUUCAAACCAUGAAUGCUCCCUGCAUUUUUCUAUUUGGUCAGGAAAUUUAGAAGGAUGAAGCAGAUGAACUGACCUUAUUUUUCUCAUGGUGCUGGCGUCAGAGUUGGAUUCAUCUGGCCUAAGGAGGGCUGGUGGCUGCAGCGCCCAGCCACUGCUCAUGGCUUUGCAGGGGAUGGUAAAGGUGCCUUAUAUGGGCACUGAUGCUGCAGGAGCUGCCUCUGAAACCCAUCAGCUUGAAUCUAGCUGGUGUUGCAGUAGGGGUCUCCUCAGCAUCCUCCCUCCGUCUACUUUGGAUCAUUCUUACAAAAAGGGAUGGGCAAGUACCAACACCUGUGGUGGGCAGCACCUGUGGAGGACCUGUAGAUGCUAUGGGAAAAGCACAGAUCAGCACUUGGGCACUCUGCCUGCAGCACCUAUUUCUGGGGGUGGAGGCAGGUGGAGAGGGACGUGCCCGUGCCCAGCAAGGAGGAAACCUGACUCCUGGGAGCUGGAUCCCAAACCCACAGCACCACCAACACUGUAAAAAGUAAAUACCAGAAGAGAUACAGUCCUAAAGGAGGAAAGGUCUGCUCCUCCGUGCCUGAGACACCGCAGAGGUAAGAAAACCUCACCGAGUAAAUAAAUAAAUAUUUAAUCAAAUCUUGCUUAAUAGUGGGGGGUAUCUGAUCAUUCACCUCUGAGGGAAAUUCUCACAAGAGGGAGGUCUCUGACUUUACUGACAAAGUUCCCAGCUGGUGUCACAUGCAGAAGUGCAUGUUGUGUGGCCUUCGUGCCUCACAGCCCUCUGGUGUGGGCUCAUGUCAUCAUUCCGACGGGUCCCAGCAGCAGUUUCACUGCGCUCGUGGUUGCUCCCUUCAGAUGGAGGAUUGUUAUUUUCCCUGCCAGCAGCAGCUUUGUCACUGCUGUUCUCCUGGCUCAUGUAACUGGCAUUUAGGAAUUGGGAAUUACAAAUAGUGGGAAAUUUGUGACUCCCUGAAGAUGCAUGAUAGACACUAGCUGUUCCAUUAAGGCAAACAGGGCUGCAAAGGUUUGGCAUGAAAUCCUAGGUUUGGUAGGAACUGUUAGGAGGUUUACUGUGCCUGCAAAGAUUUCUAGUGUUAUUUGAGAUGCUAGAGAAUGUAUCCCAUCUGCCUGCUAUUUGAGUAGUGUGGUUCUCCCAUUAGGUGCUAUCCAACAUCCCGAUACCUCUGAGGGUGUCUGUCUCCUGUCAGGUAUUGGAGGUGGCACUGCAGCCUUCUGCUUGAGCAUCUGACCCUCACUGGUGGUUCUGUACAGCAGCACCAAGGACUGGGGUUCCCUCCCCUUGUCUGGAAGAGUUGUGGCACUUCCCAGAAGGAAGGCAUAUGGCCCAGAGUAGCACAAGAAACUGCCUUGCUGUCUUGUUGUGACUGUCCAGAGGUUUCACAGUUAAAUCCUAGCCUUGUCUCACGUUGAUGGUGGAUCCCAGCAGGAGCUGAGAUGGCCACUGCACCAAAAGAGGCAGAAAAUGCUAUUGGUUUGGAGGAAAUCCACACAGAGAGAAAAGAAUCGCCAAAAGGGCAGAAGACAUUUACAGUGGAAGAAGCUGUGGAAACCAUUGGGUUUGGGAGGUUCCACAUCAUGCUCUUCCUCAUCAUGGGCAGCACUGUGGUACACUUAUUUCCAAAGGUGGCUGAAGCCAUGGAGAUCAUGCUAAUAGCUGUUGUGUCCCCUCUCAUCCGAUGUGAGUGGCAGCUUCAAGACUGGCAGGUGGCUUUAGUCACAACGAUGGUGUUUUUUGGCUACAUGGUCUUCAGCAUAGUGCUCGGGCUCCUGGCUGACAGGUACGGCCGCUGGAAGAUUCUGCUGCUCUCAUUCCUCUGGGCAGCCUACUUCUCACUGCUGACCUCAUUUGCCCCGUCCUACAUCUGGUUUGUGUUCCUGCGGGCCAUGGUAGGAGGUGGCGUGUCGGGUCACGCGCAAGGGCUUAUCAUAAAAACGGAAUUUUUGCCCACCAAAUACCGAGGAUACAUGUUGCCCUUAUCUCAGGUGUUUUGGUUGGCAGGAUCUUUGUUGAUCAUUGGCCUGGCAUCAGUGGUGAACCCAACCAUCGGCUGGCGGUGGUUGAUCAGAAUUGCUUCCAUUCCCGGCAUCCUUCUCAUCCUGCUGUUCAAGUUCAUCCCGGAAUCGGCACGGUACAACGUGUCCAUGGGAAACAUGGAGGCUGCCCUGGCCACGCUGCAGAGGAUAGCCAGGAUGAAUGGAGCGGCGAUGCCAGAGGGGGUGCUGAGGGAGCCCGCCAAGGAAAGGGGAGGAAGAUUCAAGGACCUCAUCCACCCCAAAUACCUCAGAACCACUUUGCAGAUAUGGAUCAUAUGGCUUGGCAUAGCUUUCGCUUAUUAUGGUGUCAUCUUGGCCAGUGCUGAGUUACUGGAGCGGGACGUCAUCUGUGGCUCUGCAGCUCCACCAGUGCAGGACUCUGGCGAUGACUCUGAGGAGAACCACAGCCCCUGCUACUGCCACUUGUUUGGGCCCGCUGCCUACCAGACCAUGAUCAUCAGCACAGCCGGAGAGAUCGCACGUAACCUCUGCUCCCCUCCCUGCCCUCCCUACUGCAGACAGCCAGAGUUCACUGCAAAGGUUUUAGCUGUGCAUGCAUUGCUGGCAACUUCUGGGGCACAGGCCAUGAGCCCAUGGCAAAGGGGAAACAGAGGGCAUUGCUCCCCAGUAAAUCCUCUGAACAUUCUUGGCAUCAAUCUCCUCGGAAGACGUCUGAGCUUGUGUAUCACCAUGGCAUGUACAGCCCUAUUCUUUCUUCUCCUUAAUAUCUGCACCUCCAGUGCCGGCAUGGUUGGGUUUCUCUUCAUGCUGCGUGCCUUGGUUUCAGCAAACUUCAACACCAUCUACAUUUACACAGCAGAGGUUUAUCCCACCACAAUGCGAGCCCUGGGGAUGGGAACAAGUGGGUCACUGUGCCGUGUUGGAGCUAUGGUGGCCCCAUUUAUAUCACAAGUCCUUAUGAACGCUUCUUUCAUUGGGGCCCUGUGUCUUUUCUCAUCUGUGUGUGUUGUCUGUGCGAUCUCUGCGGUCACACUGCCCAUCGAGACCAAGGGCAGGGCCCUGCAGCAAGUAAAAUGAAAACGAGUGUUUGAUGUUGGACUGGGUAGGAAAGAAAAAUAAACCUUUGGAAUCUGUCAUUUCCUGUGAGCUGCAUUUGAUGUUGAUUGCUUCUCCAUACCAUUUCCAUUAUAAAAAAAUUGCAACUGAACAGUGUGAAAGUUAUGAUUUGUAUAGAAAAAUGGCAAAUUUCUCAAAGAUGUUCCUUUUCUUAUGAUUCAAUAAAUAGAUGCU